Manihot esculenta (cassava) is the source of this 3313-nucleotide messenger RNA. Its product is annotated as putative disease resistance protein RGA3. The transcript is spliced from 2 exons. The coding region runs from base 58 to 3264 and encodes 1068 amino acids. NCBI's taxonomy places the organism in Eukaryota, Viridiplantae, Streptophyta, Magnoliopsida, Malpighiales, Euphorbiaceae. The record is from RefSeq and is a predicted model, not a curated record. Gene Ontology annotation, biological process: defense response to other organism. Gene Ontology annotation, molecular function: ADP binding.
UUCUUGAAGAAGAUACAAUUUCAUCUAGCCCAGUUUUCAUUUAUUAUCCUUCUAUAGAUGGCUGAACAAAUCCCAUUCAGCAUUGCAGAAAACUUAUUAACAAAGUUGACCUCAAUUGCUUCUGAAGAAAUUAAUUUGGUGUAUGGCUUCAAAAAUGAUCUCAGGAAGCUUCAAACAACUCUCUCCACCAUCAAAGCAAUACUUAUAGAUGCUGAUGAGAAGCAAGAGGAAAGCCGUGCAGUGAAGGACUGGAUAAGGAGGCUUAAAGAGGUUGUCUACGAUGCAGAUGACUUGUUGGAUGACGUAGCCACUGAAGGUUUGCGAAGAAAGGUUGAAGGUCAGGGAAGAGUGGUUAGGAAGGUAUGCGACUUCUUUUCUUCCUCAAAUCAAAUUGCAUUUCGUUUCAAGAUGAGUCAUAGAAUUAAAGAUGUUAGAGAGAGGCUAGAUGAAGUCGCCAAAGAAAUGUCUGACUUUGGCUUUAUAAUAAGGAAGGAAGUUGGAGUAGAUAUGCGAAUAAAGAAUAGUUGGAGGGAGACAGACUCCUUUGUAUUGAAAUCAGAAAUUGUAGGAAGAGAUAAGGAUAAGGAGGAGAUCAUAAAAUCAUUGAUGUGUCCAGUGAAUCAAAGCAAUAUUUCUGUAGCUGCAAUUGUUGGGUUUGGUGGCUUGGGAAAGACUGCACUUGCCCAGUUAGUGUUUAAUGAUGAGAAAGUGGUGAAUUAUUUUGAUUUGAAGUUAUGGGUAUGUGUUUCUGAGGAGUCAAAUGUUGAAAUGCUAGUUAAACUCAUCCUUAAAAGUGCAACUAGUAAGGAAGUGCCCAACUUAUCUCUGGAACAAUUACAAAUCGAACUUAGACAAUGUUUAGAAGGCAAAAAGUACUUGUUGGUGUUGGAUGAUGUGUGGAAUAUAAACAAUAGGAUUUGGAGUCAAUUGAGGAAAUAUUUGAUGGUUGGUGCCAUAGGAAGUAGAAUUUUAGUAACUACUCGUAGCACACGAGUUGCUUUAGCUAUGGGUGUAGACUGUCCAUAUGCUCUAGCGGGUCUAACAGAAGAUCAAUCAUGGGAUCUAUUUGAGAUGCUAGCAUUUAGAGAGGGAACAAGUAGAGUGAAUUCAAAUCUAAUAGAAAUUGGGAAAGAAAUUGCAAAGAAGUGCAAAGGAGUUCCACUAGCAAUUAGAGCUAUAGGAGGCAUAAUGCAACUAAGAAGUGGUGAAAGUGAAUGGUUGUCUAUCCUAGAAAAUGAGUUGUGGAAGGUCUUUGAGAGUGAUAGUGAUAUUGGUCCAGUGUUGAAAUUGAGUUAUGAUGACUUACCAUAUCAUUUAAAGCAGUGCUUUGCAUACUGCGCAAUGUUUCCUAAAGAUUAUAAGUUUGAUAAGGAGGAUUUAAUUCAAUUAUGGAUGGCACAAGGCUAUAUUCAAUCUCGGAGUCAAAGUAAAGAUGAAAAUUUAGAGGAGAUUGGGGAAGGAUACUUCAGUGAAUUGUUAUUUAGGUCAUUUUUCCAAAAGGAGAAGUACUGUUAUAAAAUGCAUGACCUUAUCAGUGACCUUGCACAGUCAAUGGCAGGAGAUAGUUGUUUUGUACUUGAUGAUAAUACUAAACAUGUUCCUAAUAGAAUCCAACAUGUGUUUUCUGGAAAUUUGUCUUUUGAGGAAUGUUUCAAGCAGCUAAAAAAUAGAGGAUUGAGGACACUGUAUUGUAAGUAUUAUGGUGAUAAGUUAAGCUUGAAUUUAGAUAGUAUCUUUUCAAAUUGUAGGAGCAUACGUGCUUUGAGUUUAAGAUGCAAUAUCAAUAAAUUGCCAGAUUCAAUUGGAAAGUUGAAACACUUGAGGUAUCUUGGAUUGUUUUGGAGUCAUGAAAUCAGUUCACUUCCAAACUCUAUUUGCAAUUUGUAUAAUUUGCAAACUCUAAUACUCGAGGACUGUAAGCGUUUUGAAAAAUUACCAACUGAAAUGAGGAAAUUGAUUUGUCUCAGACAACUUAUUAUUACGGGUUGUGAUAGGCUUGAAUUCAUGCCAUUGGGAUUGGGGAGAUUAACAAAUCUGCAGACUUUAUCAACUUUCAUUGUGGGAACUGAUGAAGGAAGGAGAUCUUCCUCAUUGAAUGAGUUGAAUAGCCUAACCCAGCUUAGAGGUACAAUCUCCAUUACAGGACUUGAAAAUGUGAAAAAUGCUGCAUUGAAGUCCAACCAAGUAAAUCUCAAGGAAAAGAAGCACCUUCACUACUUGAGAUUGGAAUGGGGAGAUAGCGAUGGUGGAAAUAGUGAGUUGCUGUUGGAUAAUCUACACCCUCACCCGAAAUUGAAACGCUUGGAUGUUAAUUGCUAUGGAGGUUUGAGGUUUUCAAAUUGGCUUUCUUCUAUCACAAAUCUUGUCGAUAUUAAUUUAGAUAAAUGUCCAAAAUGUGAGCAUCUGCCACCGUUGAACAAUCUGCCUCAUUUGGAAUCUCUCUAUCUUAAUCAGUUUGAUUCUCUGGAGUACAUAUCAGAUGAAGAUAAUUUAUUUUCUGCUUUAUCUGCAUCAACAACAACAACAUUCUUUCCAUCCCUAAAGAUUCUUAACAUUUACUUUUGCCGUAAUCUGAAAGGGUGGUGGAGAACAUAUAUGGAAGCUAAGAUGGUGCCUCAAUUUCCUUGUCUUUCUUACUUAACAAUAUCACAUUGCCCUAACUUGACUUUAAUGCCAACAUUUCCAUCUCUGGACAUGAGGCUUGAUCUUUCCUAUGUCAGCAUAAGACCAUUGCAGUGGACAUUGCAGAUGGCUGCAAUGGCUUCUGCAUUACCAUCAGCCUCUUCUUCAGUUACUGCUCCUUUUUCCAAAUUAAAGACUUUGAGGUUACAGGGUAUUAAGAAUAUGGAAAUUAGUGAUGAGGAUGAACAUGGGAUAUUUAAAUGGCUAUGUCUUGUUAGUCUACGACGUCUCACUCUUUCUAAUCUAUCAAAUCUGGUGUCUCUACCAAGGGAACUUCAAUAUGUUACCACAUUGCAGCGUCUCUCUAUCAGCAGCUGUUCUAAUUUGAGGGCUUUGCCUGAUUGGAUAGGCAACCUCACAGCACUUGAAAAUCUAAAUAUUGAUGACUGCCCUGAAUUGGAAUCGCUAUCAAGAGGAAUGCGUCAAAUCACCACUUUACAACGAUUGAGUAUUAGAGGUUGCCCCCGUUUGUCUGAAAGAUGCGGACACAAUACUGCUGCAGAUUGGCCCAAUAUUUCUCACAUUCCAAAUGUUCGGAUAGAUGAACGUGAUAUUCAAAAAGAAGGCCGAUAUUUAUUGUAAGAAGAAGGAUCCUCUGCUUUCAUGGGGAAUAGAUGCAAAUGUGAUUUGG